Myodes glareolus (Bank vole) is the source of this 4767-nucleotide messenger RNA. It is a transcript of the gene Gpatch2, whose product is annotated as G-patch domain containing 2. The record is from RefSeq and is a predicted model, not a curated record. Gene Ontology annotation, molecular function: nucleic acid binding. NCBI's taxonomy places the organism in Eukaryota, Metazoa, Chordata, Mammalia, Rodentia, Cricetidae.
UUUCCGGAAGUUCCUCUCAAAAUGCUGAAGUGCUGUAUGGAAGUGGCCGGGGCUGCGGGAGUUGGAGUUGGUCCUCGGGCCUGAGCCUCGAGGCCGCGCUCCUGGGUGUCGUUGAUGUUCGGGGCCGCCGGACGCCCAGCGAUCGGAGCCGCCGCCGCCGGGAAGAGCUGGCAUUUCAGUCGAACAAUGGAAGAGCUUGUUCAUGAUCUUGUCUCUGCACUGGAAGAGAGCUCUGAGCAAGCUCGAGGUGGCUUUGCUGAGACGGGAGAUCACUCUCGCAAUCUGUCUUGCCCUCUGAAACGCCAGGCCAGAAAGAGGAGAGGGAGGAAGCGGAGGUCCUAUAAUGUCCACCACCCUUGGGAGACUGGCCACUGCUUAAGCGAAGGCUCUGAUUCUAGUUUAGAAGAAGCAAGUAAGGACUACAGAGAGAACCACAGCAAUAACAAGAAGGAUCAUAGUGACUCCGAUGACCAAAUGUUAGUGGCGAAGCGUAGGCCAUCUUCAAACUUAAAUAAUGGUGUUCGAGGGAAGAGACUCCUAUGGCAUGAGUCUGAUUUUGCUGUGGACAACCUUGGGAACAGAACUCUCCGCCGGAGGAGGAAGGUAAAGCGCAUGGCAGUGGAUCUCCCACAGGACAUCUCCAAUAAAAGGACAAUGACCCAGCUGCCUGAAGGCUGUAGAGAUCAGGAAAUGGACAACGAUAGAGCUUACCAGUAUCCAGAGUUUACCCGGAAUAAAGUUAAGAAAAGGAAGUUGAAAGUGGUUAGACAAGGACCAAAAGCCCAAGAGGAAGGAGUGGUUUUGGAGAAUGAAGAAAUGAGCCAGACCAGUAAGGACAGAAUGGAGUAUGAAGAACAGAAAGUCUCCGAUGAGCUCAUGAGUGAAAGUGACUCCAGCAGUCUCAGCAGCACUGACGCAGGCUUGUUCACCAAUGACGAGGGAAGACAAGGUGAUGAUGAGCAGAGUGACUGGUUCUAUGAAAAGGAGUCAGGUGGAGCCUGCGGCAUUGCUGGAGUUGUGCCCUGGUGGGAAGAGGAGGAUCCCUCAGAGCUAGACAGAAACUUACCUGACCCCGUGUUUGAAAGGAUCCUAAGUGGGUCUUUCCCCCUCAUGUCACAUCCUGGCAGAAGAGGUUUUCAAGCUAGACUCAGUUGCCUUCAUGGAAUGCCUUCCAAGAAUAUGAAAAAAUCUGGAGGGACUCCACCUUCAAUGAUGUCUGCUCCAGGCCCCGUCAGUAACAAGAGGAUGGUUCACUUUUCCCCGGAUGCCCAUCACCAUGACCACUGGUUUAGCCCUGGGGCUAGGACAGAGCAUGGCCAGCAUCAGCUCCUGAGAGAUAACCGAGCGGAGAGGGGACACAAGAAAAACUGCUCCGUGAAAACAGCCAGCAGGCAAACAAGCAUGCAUUUAGGAUCCUUGUGCACAGGAGACAUCAAAAGGAGAAGAAAAGCUGCCCCUUUGCCAGGACCUACUACAGCAGGAAUUGUGGGUGAAAACGCCCAGCCGAUCCUAGAGAGCAACAUCGGGAACCGCAUGCUUCAGAGUAUGGGCUGGACACCUGGCUCAGGCCUCGGGCGAGAUGGCAGAGGGAUCUCUGAGCCAGUUCAAGCUGUGCAGAGGCCUAAAGGGUUAGGACUUGGAUUUCCUCUACCAAAAAGCACUCCCACUGGCUCCGCUCCCACGUCAGGAAAGCCCACCUGAGCAGAAGAGAAAGGAAGAGAACUUCAGUUUUUGUUCCGCCCUAUUGUUCUGAAGUGAUUUCAGAGCUUUCUGGUGUGAAGCUGACCACUGCGUUGCCUCCAGCUAGCUUCCAGGCUGCGUAGUGUCCUGCCUCAGUGGUAGAAAUGGGAUUCCAUCACAGUUCAUGGUGCUGAAGUACUGACCUCAACCCUUUAUGUUUCCUCAUGAUUUCCAGCAGUUUCUAGAUGGGAAGAACAGUUGGUCUCUUAUUUAUUUGUUCCCUGACAUCAGUUCUUGCUGCUGCCUUGCUCACACCAUGCAUGCGUGUGAUGCCCAAACUAGGCCGAAAGGAUCAAGUUUCUCAUGAUGCCUACACUAGGUAGUUCUGUCUGCCUCCAUCCCCACCACCCCUAUCCAGGGAGUCCUAAGCACAUCUGGGAAAGGCUUGGUAAGCUCACAUUCCUUGACUUUGGCUCUCAUAAGGAUUCGUGGCAAUGAUGCCCAUUAAUUCUUUGAAUAAUGUAGCAUGAAUUCACAGUGGGCAAACAGUAAUCAGUAUUUCCCUCACACAUUUGGUGAAAGUUAAGCCUGUUGUCCUCAUCACCAGAGUGCCCUCAGCAUUACUCCAGUGCAGUUGAUAAAUCUUACCUCAUUUAGAACAAAAAAUAAUCACUAAAAGAAAAAUGUGUUUUUUAAGUUCAUGCUGACUGAACUUUAAACCCUGACCUUUAGAUGUCUACCUCUUCCCAAAGGCUGGUAUUUUUUAAGGAUCAGCUCUGAGAUGAAGAGAGGGAGAGGUGAUUGAAGGUUUUAGUCACUGAAGUAAAUUAUUAGACUCUUGAGUCAGUACUUGAAGAUUUAAGUAGCUUUUCCAAUAGCCAAGAUGUCUGGCAGUGGCCUAACCUGCUCCCUGAGGAACAGGAGAAACUUAGGGGACCUGUCAUUUUCAGAUUAAAACACUUUACAAUUAAGCAAGACAGCAUGUUCCUUCCAUCCCAUUACUGAGGUAUUUCUGAGUCAUUCUUUGUUCAGAAAAUACUCAUCUGUUAUGCUUGUCAUUAAAAACCCUGGUAAUUAUUGUUGCUUACCAUUGUCUCUACUGGUUCAGUAAAGGUUGAGAUAACCCACACAAGUCUACACUUGACCAAAAGCAGUGUGGGCUUCAAUUUUUUAACUUGAAAAUAGUUUUUUUUUUUUACUAUUUUUUAAGGCAGUAGAAAGGUUUCAGAAGGUACCAGACUUUUCCUACGUGGUCCCCUAACGAAAAUGCAGCCUCUGUAGUUUGGUAAGCAUCUGCAUUUCUUCUAGGAAUUGACUUUCCUGGGAGUGGUGUGGUGAGAAGUGGGCUGCCUAGGACAGGACAGGUAGACACAUGGGUGAGCUCUCUUGGAACCCUUGUGUUGGGUGAAACACUGCUACUUGUACAUGUUUGUCGCCAUUUUUAACAGUUGUCUUCCUAAAUGCUUAUUGUAUUCAUGUGGGCAGGAAGAUGGAAGAGAUUAUACUAGUAUACUAUACUCAAGGGUCUAUUCCAAAGUUGUUUGCUUUUCAUUGUUUGAAUUUCAUUUCUUGAAGGUCUUUUAAAGCCCUCGGAUUUUUAACAGCUCAGUUUUGAGCCAGUGAGAAACAAGCCAUUGCAUGCUUGGUUCUAAGCUUCAGAGGAAGUGGCUGCUGUUUUCACUGUAUCUUGUUCUAGAGGCUGUAUGGAGCAGCCCACACCAAGCCAGUGGGGCCUCCAGCGGUCACUGGUCUUUCUGAGUGCCUUCCAUCGCUGACCUCCAGACGGUGGGAGCAUUGGGAAGGUGCUCCCGAAGCUGCUCUGACACCAAAGUUCUACUUUUCACACUAGAGACUCCGUGACUCACAGGUGGCUGAGAACAGUUUCUAUUUUACUAGUGUUUAUCCCUCACAUUAGCAGAGACAGCCCCGUGCUCCCCAGUCUGCCCACAGUGCCCUUCAGCAUUCAGGUUCUUAUAAAGGUCAGCAAACUUCAGGGUGCUCUGCUACACCCAACCACCGCUGAGGAGUGAACAACUGAAAUAGGAAACUUUAGUGCAAGUCAAAUGUCUGCUCAGGACGUGAAUCCCACUGGUUUAUGUUUAAUAGAGAGUAAUACAUUUUUGUCAGUUCAAAUUGCCUCAUGCACCAACAUCAUCAAAGGAGUUUGUGAUUUUAAGUGUAUUAUUUAUAGUUCCUUUCAAAAGUGUUGAGAGUUUCUCUGCUUCCUCACGAAGCAUGCUGCUGUCUGAAAGGUAACCAGUUGGGGUCUCUUCCCUUCCCAUCCACUCAGUACAGGAGUCAAAGAAUCCGAGCAUGACUGCAUGAGCAGUGUGACUCCACACUGUGUGUAUUUGAUGUUAGGCAGACGUGGAUUGUGGUCAUUUCCUCCCUUUUCCUUCCCGAAGUAAAAUGUCUUAAGGGUAUAUUCCCCUUAAAUCCACUUCCCUUUUUUUCUUAACUGAUGUAGUGACAUUAAAAGUGGCCAGCUAUGCUAGUACCCACCUAUAUUCCCCAAAAUCGGGAGAUUAAGGUAGGAGAAUUGCCAUGAGUCCAAGACCAAUCUAAUCUAUAUAGUGAGUUCCAGGACAGAUAUGGCUACAUAGUGAGACCUUGUCUCAAAAAUAAAUAUCAAUGGAAAUCCAUUGCUAAGUGCAGCUUGUCCAUAAACUGGGCUCCAUGUUUGAACACAAUGGCUUGGGACUCCUGACUGUUGUGAUUAAGCAGACAGAAGUUAAGACGGCAGGGUUAAAUAUGCAUCUGUACAUAUGUGUACAUACAGGUGCGUUUGCAGCCCACAUUCGUAUGCAGUAUACAGACGUGAUUGACAAAAACUGCCCUUCAUUCAUGUUUAGUGUUUCAAAUUGGUAUUCAGUGCAUUUCAUUUUGAGCAGAUGUUUCAUAAUAGAGAAGUUGUUGGAAUACUUUUAAAACCAUUUUAACUUGUAUUUUGUUUUUCAGAAAGAGAAAUGGUCUACAUUGGUACUGUAAAAUGAAGUUGUUAGCAAGGAAUACUUUGAUUUUUUUGUAGAAAACUAUUAUUAGUUCAACAAAGAACUGAAAUAAUAAAGCACAGUGUUGAGAACAUUA